CCCCAGGCUGUGCUGUCCCUCGCACCUUGCCUCAGUUGCCCUUGAUCUGCCAUAACUCAGUUGGUCUCUGCAGCAUCCACAGGCCUGUGGGGAGCGGUGGAAGCUUUUGAGGAGCCAGACUGUCUGCUAGCGGCGUCCCCUGUCCGCCCCCUUUUCUCUUUCUAUUGCCACCGAGGCACAGGCCGAGGCGCAGCUCCCGUAGCUGUGGUGAGCCCCCCGCCCCUUUCCUCUCACGCCCACCAUGAAGUUUUCCUUGCGCUUCUGGUUCCUGUCCACAGCUUUUCUGCUCAUCUUUAUCAUGUCGCUGCUUUUCACCUACUCCCACCACAGCACUGCCUACCUGGACGCCAGCGGGCUGUACGGCAUCCACAGGGUGAAGUUGGUGCCGAGCUAUGCUGGCAUGCAGCGCCUCAGCCAGGGGAGCCUCCUUGUGAGGAGCUGCACUUGCCACAGAUGCACCGUGGAUCUGAGCGACUCUGAGUGGUUUGACAGCCGCUAUGACAGGAACAUCUCCCCGGUGUGGACCAGAGAGAACAUGGACUUGCCGCUGGAUGUCCAGAGGUGGUGGAUGAUGCUGCAGCCCCAGUUCAAGUCCCACAACCUCCAGGAGGUCCUGAGCAAGCUCUUCCAGAUUGUCCCGGGAGAGAAUCCCUACAGCUCCCGGGCUGCCCAGCUGUGCCGGCGCUGUGCUGUGGUGGGCAACUCAGGCAACCUGCAAGGCUCUGGCUACGGCCAAGAAAUCAACGGGCAUGACUUCGUCAUGAGAAUCAACCAGGCGCCCACCGUGGGCUUUGAGGCAGAUGUUGGGAGCAGGACAACCCACCACUUCAUGUACCCAGAAAGUGCCAAGAACCUUCCGGCCAACGUCAGCUUUGUCCUCGUGCCCUUCAAAGCUCUGGACCUGCUAUGGAUUGCAAGCGCCCUGUCAACGGGCCAGAUCCGGUUCACAUAUGCUCCUGUGAAGCCCUUCCUUCGGGUGGACAAAGAGAAGGUUCAAAUCUAUAAUCCAGCUUUCUUCAAAUACAUCCAUGACCGAUGGACAGAGCAUCACGGGCGCUACCCAUCUACAGGAAUGCUGGUGCUGUUCUUUGCUUUACACGUUUGUGAUGAGGUGAAUGUCUUUGGCUUCGGGGCAGACAGCCGUGGCAACUGGCACCAUUACUGGGAGAACAAUCGCUAUGCGGGGGAGUUCCGGAAAACUGGGGUGCACGACGCCGAUUUUGAAGCCCACAUCAUUGACAUGCUGGAGAAAACGAGCAAGAUUGAUGUUUAUCGUGGCAACUGACCCUUCCAGCUCCAUUUUCCAGCCUUCCGGGGCUUUGCUUCCCAUAGGGGAUGGUCUGAGGGCUUGAUUUUUUCUGCACCUCAAUGGACAAAUGGGAUGCACUGAUUUUGAAAGCAAUUCAGCAGAAAGCUCUUCUUCAAAGGGAGGGGUGCAGGUCCCUGCAUCAAGAGGAUUUAGAAAUGAAACAAAUGUACUCAUGUUGUGAGUGUCCAGCGAUCCAGCUGUGGCCCUGUCUGGUGGGGAAAGCCCACAUGCUGCACCUUUUCUUUCUCCGAAUGAGAGAAGCAGGAGCGGUCAGAACAGCCAGCCAGACCCAAAGGGGAGCCAAAGACCAGCAGCUGCUGGCCCAGGGUCUUCUGUUCUUUCCCCAGUUCUCCAACAGCUGCCAUUCUUGGUCUGCCAGCAAGCCUGAGCCCUGGCUUAGUACUAAGAAUGAGGCGCUUUGGGGAGAGCUCCUUUAAAGCUCCAGCUAGGACUGCUAGAGGAAGUGCUUGAAUCUUGAUAGACUCUUUUUUUCAAAACAACAAUCAACUUUUCUUUGAUAAUUGCUUCCUGCUUUCGCCCAAGGAAGCUCCUUUUGUCCAAUCAGGUUUAAAAUGUGGAGUGGCAGGAUUAUAUUUCUUGUUACAAUCAUGUAGACUCCAGAGGAUUCCACUUGCAGGCCUUCGGAGGGGAGGCCUUGCGCACUGAGCGGAGCCUGUUGAGGACUCCUGCAACACGCGGACUCUGUCUGGAUCUUUGGGUGGGGGGCGGGGGGAGGGAGGGACGUCUGGAUGCCAGCAGCUGGCCCGUGGCAAUGCUGGCUGUGCUAAAGAGUGAAGGGUGGGCGUUCCCCUCUUGUUCUAAGAGCUAGCAGGAAGAGGCCACGCCAAAGGCGCCCAGCUUUUCUGAACCUGUGACUUCAGCCCUUCUCUCUUCUCUCUUCCCUCUUAUUCCUGCCCACAACAAAACCAUCCUGAGUUGUGGCAAACAAUCCCUUGUUAGCCCAGAUUCAAAGCAGGGUAUGCGUGUCCCUAUUCUACCUCCACUGUUCUGCCCUGCGCCUUUACUCACAUUGUUCUGUCGAAGGGAGGGCUGCCAGGAGGGGGGAUCUCCAACCUGAGCGGAGGGCGGCAGGUUGCCUUCGGAUAUUGCCCCACCCCAAACCCCUCCCCAGUGGAACGGUGCAGAGCCACGCCUCUGCUGUCUGUAGCUGAGAGGUGAUGUUGAAGGUGGGAGGCCAAGGCUACAUUGUGGGGGGUGGGGAGCUGAUCCAUUCUUUCUGGCUUUGAGUUCUUGUCGCGGAAGGGGGCAAUCACCGUGGCUGCUGAAAAUCAGAUGUGGAGCAGCCUGAUUCGGAGGAAAUUUAUUCAUUC
This is a messenger RNA of Elgaria multicarinata webbii, 2640 nucleotides long. It is a transcript of the gene ST3GAL2, whose product is annotated as ST3 beta-galactoside alpha-2,3-sialyltransferase 2. Bases 242 to 1285 code for a protein of 347 amino acids. Gene Ontology annotation, biological process: sialylation. NCBI's taxonomy places the organism in Eukaryota, Metazoa, Chordata, Lepidosauria, Squamata, Anguidae. Gene Ontology annotation, molecular function: beta-galactoside (CMP) alpha-2,3-sialyltransferase activity. The record is from RefSeq and is a predicted model, not a curated record. The transcript is spliced from 6 exons. Gene Ontology annotation, cellular component: membrane.